AUGGACUUGAUAGACUUGUCUCAACUCGAAGUACGUCCUAAGUGCCUUGUCGCUCCCAGUGAUGAUUUCCAAUGCCACGCACAGAUCCCAUACAGUAACGAGUACCCUCUCUAUGACCUAUUUGGCACCAAAUAUGACCCCUUCAUCGAACCUCCUCAACUCCCAACGGAGCUUCUGGUCCACAUAUUCCUCCUGUGCAAAGACAACGACGGGGAAUCCGUGAUCAAGAGCGCGGGCUACAGCUCAGCCUGGACGCCAGAUCGCGUCGAGGUCCGCAUCUCCCACGUCUGCCGGCGGUGGCGCUCCAUUGCGCUGGACAUCCCCGCUCUCUGGACCGAAAUCUAUUUCCUAAAGGCCGAUCCAUGGGACAUGGUCGACGCGUAUCUCGCGCGGUCGAAAAACACGACGAUCGACGUGUCCAUCGACUUCGAUGCCAUUAAGCGUCACCAGCGGUGGCACCGCGGACUCAAGUGGUCCAAACGUGCGUACCUCAGAUGUCUCCGCGCAUUGCUCGACCGAAUCGGGCUGCAUCGAAAGCGAUGGCGGUCCUUCCGGUUUACAACCUCAAAUCUCAAGUACUUCGUUUCUUUCUGCGAGCACUUUCGUGGCGCAGGGGGCGCAGAGUUCAGACAUGCAUUUUACCGAGGACCUAAUCAUGCCAGUUCUUUGACUUAUACAGAUUCUGGUAUUAAGGAGGUGCUGCUCCAAGAUGUACAAAUGAACUGGACUCAUGAUAUCAGCAUGUUUCGCGAUCUCGUCCAAUUGUCUCUCGCCGACCUCUCAAGCGUGACCUGUCCUACUUUCAGAGAGCUGGCCGACACGCUCAAGACCUCUGCCCGACUGCAGACGCUCGAAUUGGUCAACACAGGACCGCUAGGCGACCCCAGAUACUUGCCGGAUCUCCCAGAGCACUUUCCUUACGCCCCCGAUAGCCACCAAGGUUCUGAGGCGCUGCUGGUCUCGCACAGCCUGCAGGAGCUGACACUGGCCUCCUCGAAGCCGCAGUUCCUAUCGCAGCUAUUUCACCACGCGGUGUUUCCCAACCUCAAGAAACUCUCGAUCUGGCUCACUGGCGACUGCACGGACAUCAUCCUCGCCCUCUCGCAGCUUUCGUACAUCGUCGACGAGCCGCUGGUCGCGGGGCUGACUCACCUCCAGCUCGGCCGCAUGCGUGGAGGCAACGCCGCAGACAUCGGAGAUCUCUGCGAGACCAUGCCGAACGUGACGACGCUCACGCUGGACUUCCACGGCGUGUGCAGGUGGUGGUACUACUUCCUCGUGGCGGGCGGCGACCCCCGGACUCUGCGGUGCGUGCACACUCUGGACGUCACUGGCCUCACCGCGCCGGAGGUGCGCUAUCUGGUCGCCUCCCGCAACGCCUGGGGCAUGCCGCGCCUCGACCUUACCGUGCACUCGCCUGCCGACAUGGAGACUGACGACGUGCGGUGGCUGCGCAAACACACAGACAACUUCACGUUCGUCCAGACGAUGGACGUGGACAACUUCGGAAUGAGUGCGAUGCGCCGGAAAAUGAAGGAGCUCCGGCGGCGGUAG
Molecule: messenger RNA, 1554 nt
Organism: Fibroporia radiculosa
Lineage: Eukaryota; Fungi; Basidiomycota; Agaricomycetes; Polyporales; Fibroporiaceae
Exons: 2
Coding region: 1-1554 (517 amino acids)
Molecular function (GO): protein binding
Source: RefSeq, a predicted model, not a curated record